Messenger RNA from Pipistrellus nathusii (Nathusius's pipistrelle), 807 nucleotides. NCBI's taxonomy places the organism in Eukaryota, Metazoa, Chordata, Mammalia, Chiroptera, Vespertilionidae. The record is from the annotation of a GenBank genome assembly.
AUGUCCGGGAAGCACUACAAGGGCCCUGAAGUCAGUUGUUGCAUCAAAUAUUUCAUCUUUGGCUUCAAUGUCAUAUUCUGGUUUCUGGGAAUAGCAUUUCUUGGAAUUGGACUGUGGGCGUGGAAUGAAAAAGGAGUUCUGUCCAACAUCUCCUCCAUCACCGACCUCGGCGGCUUCGACCCUGUCUGGCUCUUCCUGGUGGUGGGAGGAGUGAUGUUCAUUUUGGGAUUUGCAGGGUGCAUUGGAGCUCUACGGGAAAACACUUUCCUCCUCAAGUUUUUUUCUGUGUUCCUGGGCAUCAUUUUCUUCCUGGAGCUCACUGCCGGGGUGCUGGCAUUCGUUUUCAAAGACUGGAUCAAAGACCAGCUGUACUUCUUCAUAAACAACAACAUCCGAGCGUACAGGGAUGACAUUGACUUGCAAAACCUCAUAGACUUCACCCAGGAAUAUUGGCAGUGCUGUGGGGCUUUUGGAGCUGAUGAUUGGAACCUAAAUAUUUACUUCAAUUGCACAGAUUCCAAUGCAAGUCGGGAGAGGUGCGGCGUGCCAUUCUCCUGCUGUACUAAAGACCCCGCGGAGGAUGUCAUCAACACUCAGUGUGGCUACGAUGCCAGGCAGAAACCAGAGGUCGACCAGCAGAUCGUAAUCUACACGAAAGGCUGCGUGCCCCAGUUUGAGAAGUGGCUGCAGGACAAUUUGACCAUCGUGGCCGGUGUGUUUAUAGGCAUCGCGUUGCUGCAGAUCUUUGGGAUAUGCCUGGCCCAGAACCUGGUCAGCGACAUCGAAGCGGUCAGGGCUAGCUGGUAG